This is a messenger RNA of Candida tropicalis MYA-3404, 654 nucleotides long. It is a transcript of the gene MOH1, whose product is annotated as Moh1p. The record is from RefSeq and is a predicted model, not a curated record. Gene Ontology annotation, cellular component: ubiquitin ligase complex. The transcript has a single exon. The coding region runs from base 1 to 654 and encodes 217 amino acids. Lineage: Eukaryota; Fungi; Ascomycota; Pichiomycetes; Serinales; Debaryomycetaceae.
AUGGGUUUAAAAUGUACCAAUUACUUUGAGAAUUCAAAGUAUGAUUCUCCUAAUAUUCAGAUCAUUACUUGUAAAGGAUGUUCUUCUCAUUUAUGUUUAUCAGAUUUGAUAUUAUCAGACAAUUUCAAUGGAGCCAGUGGUCCUGCGUAUUUAGUUGAUAAUUUGAUCAAUAUUGAAUUCAAUUUAAAUCCAGAAAAGACUGAAAUGAAAACUGGUGUUUAUCUAAUUAAUAAAAUCAAAUGUCAUCAAUGUAAGAAUCCAUUAGGUUGGUAUUAUAAGAAAUCAUAUUCAUAUUCAGAAACUUAUAAAGAAGGGAAAUUUGUUAUUGAAAAGAGUUAUAUAAAUUUUAUUGAAAAUUUAACAACUACUCAACUAUUACUUGAAAGAGCAUUACAGAAUAAAUUUAGAAGAAGGUAUAGUUCAUCAUCUUCCUCAAAUUCUACUAUAUCCGAUUUGGAAAUUGAUAAAGAAGAUAAUAAUCAUUGCUCUUCUUCAUCUUAUAAUGAAUCAUCUUUUGCCACAAAAGAGAAAUUAAAACUUGCUAGUAGAAGAAGAUCCAGCAAUUCAAGUUUAAUGAAUCGUUUAAGAUUACCUUAUCGUAAUGAAGAGAAACAACAAGAUCAAGACAACGAUGAUGUUUUUGUUGAUGCUUAA